CAGACUAUGCGAUUCAUCUCCCAAGCUACAUCUCUGCAACCCCCAUACAGUCCCCAGUUCGAUCAAUUCAAGCAAGAUUUUGACUCUGGUAUAAGCGCCAAAAACCAUGCAAUCUCUUUCCCCCGAAUGUACUCCUCUGAAACAUCGUUACGACUCUUGUUUCAAUCUCUGGUUUGAAGGAUACCUACAACCAGCUCUCGACGCCACAAGAUCUGUCUCGUAUCCAGCACCCACUGCUUCCCCUUCUUCUCCCCAGGUUCAGCCUACCGCUAUCGUCCAGCAACAAGCAGAGCCCCAAACACAGAAAAGGACACUGAUAACAUCGUGGGCAAACGCUUUUCCUUCUCGUCGAUCUACCGCUUUACCGCAAACAAAAGCCCGACAGUCCUCCUCCUCGACCGUGGAAGGAACAUCGCUUCCAAUGUCCGAUUACCCCGACCCCGUAUAUGAAAACAGUCAGAUUAUGAACAUCGAUACGGCUGGUAAGAGUAGAGCGCAGAUCAAGGCAGAGGAGUAUGAAAGGGCUUGUGGCCAACUGUGGAAAAAUUAUCAGGGGUGUCUUCUGAAGGCGAUAGGGGAAAACGAAAGUCUCACUCAGCUACUCGAACAAGCAAGAGAGGAACAUCCCCUCAAGGAUAUGGAUAAAUUAGAAGGUACUGCUUGGGAUCCUAAAGCGAAUCCUGCCAGUCCUUGAGGGAAAGAUUAGGAGCGCCUCAUCCAAAGUUGAACAUAACAUCUCAUCAAAUGUAGCCAGGACAAUCCUGUUGGGAACUUCAACGUUCAUAAUGACAUUGCUUUGUAGUGAAGUGGAGGUUGUGGUGAUUAGAGACAAAGACUUGAGUUUAUAUGUGGUGGAUAUUCAGAAUAUGUAUGCCCA
This is a messenger RNA of Cryptococcus deneoformans JEC21, 877 nucleotides long. RefSeq lists its product as hypothetical. The record is from RefSeq and is a predicted model, not a curated record. The transcript has 3 exons. Lineage: Eukaryota; Fungi; Basidiomycota; Tremellomycetes; Tremellales; Cryptococcaceae. Bases 107 to 694 code for a protein of 195 amino acids.